AUGACGGGCGAUUGUGCUCAGUUAGAGGGUGCAGGUGAAAUGGACUCAGCAAAAACACUGAAUAUCCGUUCAUUGCACACACACAUAUACAUGCACACAUACUCACAUGCACACAUAUGCACACACAUGCACAUAUACAUGCAUGGAUACAUUCAUACAUGCAUAUGCACAUGCACACAUACGCACACACACACUUACCCAUACACACAUACGCACGCGCACACACACAUGCAUACGCACAGGCAAACAUACGAAAAUGCAAGCACCCAUACAGACACGCACACAUAUGCACAUACGCAUGCACACAUGCAUGCAUAUUCACAUGCAUGCAUAGGCAUACACACCAAGUCACACAUACACAUGCACACACACAUGCACGCAUACAAACAUACACACAUAUACACGCACACACAUGUACACAUACGCACACACACAUGUGGACACAGGCACACGUACCCACAUACACACAUACCUAUAUGCACAAAUAUCCACACAGAUAUAUGCACACACACACACAUAUGCAUACACACACAAAAAUAUAUGAUACCUACAUUAUAA
Messenger RNA from Emys orbicularis (European pond turtle), 558 nucleotides. RefSeq lists its product as uncharacterized. The record is from RefSeq and is a predicted model, not a curated record. The coding region runs from base 1 to 558 and encodes 185 amino acids. The transcript is spliced from 3 exons. NCBI's taxonomy places the organism in Eukaryota, Metazoa, Chordata, Testudines, Emydidae.